AUUUCAGUAAAAGUUUUUUCAUUAAUUUUGUAUGUUUUUUGUGUGUGAUUUAGUUGACAGCAAAAGCGAGCAAUUGUUCCCAUGGAUUGAACGACAAAUUUUUAAUGAGACCGCUGUCCGAAGGCGACGAUAAAAUGCGUGAAAUUGAAAGGUUGAACGCAAUACCACUUGUGAUAAAACAUUUCUACUAUAAACGGGGCAUCAAAUACGCGGGCAAUAAUAGCUAUUACUGUCGGUUUUGCCAAAAAAUGAUCGCUUCAUUCGAUGCCAUCGAUGAGCACAUGAAGAGUGAAUCUCACGCUCGCAUCGAAGAGAAACCCACAAAAUUCAACGAUAUUUUGUUUCAAACAAAUCAGCCGAUCAUUGGAUUAAAAUAUAUUACAGAGUAUUUGUGUCAAAACUCAAGACAAGCGCUCUAUGAGUGCACUCUUUGCGACUAUACCACCGAUUUUUCUCAAAUGUAUAUCCAUUUGAGCGGUUUUACUCAUCAAUACAGAGCACUGAAAAAAAUCGCUCCAAAUAACGAUAUUUUCGAAACGAUUUGCGAGAAAGAGGUUUCAUUAAAUUCAUCCGAAAUGUUGAAAAAACAGAUCAUAAGAAUCGAGAAGAGAAUCGGUUGCGGUUUCGUUAAGAGAAGCUAUGAUUUCGAUGAGAAAAUGGCCGCAAAAUUAACUCAAAUUCAAACAGAGUUUGAAACGAGACGUCAGGCGAAGAUUAGAGAACUAAGAGGUGAUGAUAAUCACACGGACGACACGGCGAGUGGUUUAUCGGCCGAACAAUUGUUAUCACAAUUGAAUGAAACAUUUUCUGUCCGUUUGUCAAACGACGAAGAGUUAGAUAUUCUUAUAUCAAUCAUCACUUCAUUAAAAGACAGUUUAUUCGCUUAUUAUGGGAAACCAUCGCAACCGCCAAACACCACAUACUCCCCGACGGAUAGCUGA
Molecule: messenger RNA, 941 nt
Organism: Medioppia subpectinata
Lineage: Eukaryota; Metazoa; Arthropoda; Arachnida; Sarcoptiformes; Oppiidae
Source: the annotation of a GenBank genome assembly